This is a messenger RNA of Camelina sativa (false flax), 348 nucleotides long. The record is from RefSeq and is a predicted model, not a curated record. Lineage: Eukaryota; Viridiplantae; Streptophyta; Magnoliopsida; Brassicales; Brassicaceae.
AUGGGUUUGUCUUGCUUACAGCUUUCACCCGCAAAUGGUCCUACUCCUAACAGGGAUGUCGCAUUCAUGAUACCGGAUAACUGUGACGGAUGUAAGAAAAUUAUGACUGAAACCAUACCCAAAUUCAAAGGAGUUGCAUCAAGUGUGACGGAUACUAAGAACCAAAAGAUUGUGGUCACUGGAAGUUUUAACGAGGAGAAGUUGUUGAAAAAACUCAAGAAAGUAACAUGUGAAGACGUGGAGAUUGUGGUCAAAAGUGAGAAGAAGGGUGAUGAGCGUAAAGAAUUGGAGAAGUUUCUGAUGAUGUUCAGAGAUGAAAAUCCCAACGCCAAAUGUACUAUUUCGUAA